AUUUAAACCAGUCCAUAUUUAACUUUUUAAUUUAUUGAAAUUAUUUUUUUCAUUUAACUUCGAGAAUUCAAAAGCAAAAGACAUUUCAAAAUGAAAUGUGUUUGGAUUUUGUUCUCAAUAUUAUUUGGUAUUCUUACUUUUGUGAAUUACACCUCGGCUAGAAAGUCUGAAACGAUCCUACACGCAGCAGUAGAAGAUUAUUAUUCAUAUUCUUCAACAGACAGAGCACAUAGAGCCUCAAAAUUAGAACUAAGAAGUAUUGGCACUACUAAUUCGAGAUCUACAUUUUCAGACCAUGAUCCAGACGUGUAUUCAUAUGAAGAUGAGAGCAGCAUUGAAGAACCUCCAACUGAAAGACCAGUUGAUCCUCAUAGAAGAAGAAGAAUUACUCAUGUCAGAAGACGUCAUAGUCAUUUGCUUUUUAUCGAACACAAACAUCAUGUCCCUAGCAAACCAGCAAACGUUGUGAUUUAUCCUCGACCAAAUAUUUUAAAAGGACACAAACACAUAGAUCCCCAUCUCGGAAUGGAUGAUCAAGCAAAAAUGAUGUUCAGAAUCCAAAUGAUCAUUUGCAGACGUACGGGUUGGUGCACAUAUCCGUAUUACUAAUAAACUAUUUGGCAGCUAUUUGCCUGAUGCCAAGGGUAAAUAAACAAUUAGUGUACCAACCCUUAUCUAAAAAUGAAUUUUUAUUUGAACAAAUAAAAUUUUCAAACAUU
Molecule: messenger RNA, 719 nt
Organism: Eupeodes corollae
Lineage: Eukaryota; Metazoa; Arthropoda; Insecta; Diptera; Syrphidae
Exons: 2
Coding region: 91-609 (172 amino acids)
Source: RefSeq, a predicted model, not a curated record